CAGUCGUUUAGUGGGCGCGAUGCUAGUCUUGGGGUAGGAGAGGAGUUGUCAACGUUUGUGCUUUUAGAUAUUGAACGUGAUAAAGCCGACCAUUUGAUGGCUUAUUACAUUCCAAGGGCAUCAGCAAAACUUGUACCUGUUUUCCAUUAAAACUAGAAGUCUGAAAGACUUGUAGUACCAUCGGCUCUUGCAUAGCGAUUACACGAUACACGCUGCCGGUCUGGGCGUUAGUUGGCAUCUCGGGCAUGUGCUAGGCUGUAUCGGAUCUUUUGCAGUUCAGUGCCUUUCUGUGAGUUAUUUGUUUUUAAAACGUAAAAACUGUGAUAUUGCACUUUCGAUGAUUUUCUAAUUUGAAUGUACCUGGACUAAACUUCGGCUAGACCCUCUUCAUAACCUGUACUUGUCCAUUCGUGCACAAACCAGCCCAACCAUGAGGAGUAACUAUUACAACGAUAAUUUUAAUACGAGAAAUUACUCGUACAUGUUCAAUUUUGAAGAGGAAUUUGAACAUUCCAAUACAAGAGUAUGGAUGACCGAAAACUGGACCUAUGGUUUUCUAUACUGUGCGAUUUAUAUGAUUGUCAUUUUUGGUGGACAACACCUGAUGCAGAAUCGUCCUAGAUUUCAACUCAGGGGCGUACUGGCUGUAUGGAAUACAAUGCUGGCCUGCUUCAGCGUGAUGGGAGCUUGCCGAACGUUUCCUGAGCUCUACUAUGUCCUGAAGAAUUAUGGAAUUUACCACUCGAUUUGUGUGCCAAGUUUCAUAAUGCACGACCGUGUAUCCGGCUUUUGGACAUGGUUAUUUGUGCUGUCCAAGCUGCCAGAACUGGGCGACACCAUCUUCGUGGUGCUGAGGAAACAGCCGCUCAUCUUCCUGCACUGGUACCACCACAUCACAGUGCUGCUCUACUCGUGGUUCUCCUACACCGAGUACACAGCUUCGGCCAGAUGGUUCAUUGUCAUGAACUACUGUGUGCACUCCAUCAUGUACGGCUACUAUGCGCUCAAAUGCCUCGGCUACAACCCGCCCAAAAACUUCGCCAUGCUCAUCACAUCUCUCCAACUAACCCAGAUGAUUGUCGGGUGUACCGUCAACAUAUGGGCCGCCCAGUACCUCCAGGAUGGUCACGUCGACUGUCACGUGUCACCCACUAACGUUAAAGUCUCAAUCGCCAUGUACUUCAGUUACUUUGUGCUGUUCGCGAGAUUCUUCUACAAAGCCUACAUGAACCCAGAUCCCAACUGGAAGAAACGUCAGCCGGAAAGUAUACCGGGCAACUACCGCAGUCAAAAUGGCGCCGACAAGUCCAAAGUUCAAUAAUGUGUGUGAAUGUGUAGUAAUUUGAUCGAAAACUGUGGAACCUGCUGGUCCAGGUUGAACUAGUGACAUGGUUUGAACGUUUCUAACUCGCUUAUCCAGGUUCGAAAUAGUAACUUAAGCAUUGAAAGUUAGUUACUGAUUGUAAGAAAGCAACUUGAUUGUCCAGGUUUGAAAUAGUAACUUACAUAAUUGAAGUUAGUAAUUGAUUCUCCAGAAUGUAGUAAAUUCCUAACUCAGGUUCAAACCACUAACUUAGCAUUGAAAGUUAGUUACUUAUUGUAAGAAAGCAACUUGAUUGUCCAGGUUUGAAAUAGUAACUUACAUAAAUAAAGUUAAUAAUUUAUUCUUCAGAAUAUAGUAACUUUCUGAUCCACGUUCGAAACUGUAACUUGAAAAAGUUAAUAACUGAUUGUAAUAAAGUAACUUCAUUGCCCAGCCUUGAAAUAGCAACUUUACACAAUUGAAGCUACUAUACUAAUUCUUCAAAAUGUAGUAACUUCCUAAUCCAGGUUCGAAAUAUUUAUUGGUGGAAACUAACUUGCUUGUCCAAGUUUGAAAUAGCAACUGUAUUUGAAGUUAGUAACUGAUCGUAUAAAAGUAAGUAAUUUGCUUGUCCAGGAUUGAAAUUGUUCUAGACUAACUUGCACAUUGGAAGUUAGUAACUUAUGAUUUGACAACAGUUUGGGAAAUAUUAUAGAUUUAAAGCCAAUGUUUAUAGAUUACACUUAAUUCUAUGUUCACUCUUUUCAACUUCACAAUGUGUUUGAAGUUACUAACUUAUGAUUUGUAAGUUGCUUAUGAGAGUAUUUUCUGGUUUCUAACUAAGGUUAUAGAGUAUACUCUACAUUUACUCUUAUUGCUUUGGUUGGAAACUUCUGUAGAUUGUGUAACAAAGUCUAGUGUUGAUUACAUACUUGUAACGGUAUCUGUAGAUUUGCUUAUUUUUAUUUAAAAAGUUGUGUCUUGCAAUUUAAUGUUGAUUUAGUUGAAAUCCCACAGUUAUUGUACCUUGAGAAACUGAACUACAGGAAAGUUCUAGAAUCAUGAGGAAACUUGAGGGACUGUAAAUUAUAGUGAGCAGUGUACUGAACAUGAAGUUUAAAAAACUAAUAGGAUAUAUUUUCCAAAAAUACAAGAUAGAUAACACCACCUGAAGUAACUGUUAAGCACUGUGUAUCGUCAUACACAGCUAAAAGUUGAUAACUAAUAAUUAUAAUAACUAAUGAUUAAUAUCAAAGUUAUAAUAAAUAACUUUGUAUUGCGUAGUCUGGUUGCCUUUCCAGUUGAACGUCUUAUUACACACAUCACAUGUAUACACUCGCUCCACACAUUUGUUAUCCUCAUCUCAGGAUCUGCAUAAAAUGCCUCACUUAACACCGUGCUAUUCAAAUAGCCCAGGUCUGAGUGAAAGGUCUCGCUUGAAACAGUGUUGUUCAAAUCGUCCGGAUAUAUGUGAUAGGUCUCGCUUGACACAUUGUGUUGUACAAAUCACCGCCGGACAUCUGGAGUUCCGCUAAUUAUCGUUCAGCUCAAAAACGCCAAUCGAUGAUGAAGAGACCCCCAUCGACCAGCGGCGAUUUGAACAACACGGUUUCAAGUGAGGUCUUUCACACAGACCUGGGCUAUUUGAAUAGCACGGUGUUAAAUGAGGCAUUUUACGCAGGUCCUGAUGGUUGCAAUGGAGGAUAAGAAAGUUGUUGAGCAAGUGUAUAUACAUGUGAUGUGUGUGAUUAGAAGUUCAACUGGAAAGGCAACCUGACUACGCAUAUGGGGUGUCACUCUGCUGAAGAAUAACCUUACCACAUCUGAUGACCUGAUGUGUCACCUGAGCAGGCGACAAGACUUUGCACCCCCUCAGUAGCUAGUGCUACCUUGUCGUGGGUUCGAAUCCCGCUGUAGGUAUGGACGUUUUAUCUACCUACCUCGCGUUUGAUCAUCUUAUAAAAUCAUCCAUCCACUAGCUAAAAGCUCAUGUGGACAUAUCCUCUGCUAAAAAAUUGCCACAUGGAAGAACAGCCUCAUCGCACACGUAAACGUCAUGGCAACAACGCCAAGUCUCUCUUUGCUAAUAUCUAGGAGUUGAGUUCAAUGGUAGGCCUACUAUUUUGUCAGCUCCUGCAAUACAUUUGUUCAUCCACAGGCUGCUUUCAGUACAUGAGCUAUCAUUCACUUCAAACUCAACAUUGAUUGCCAGUAGUCAUAUGCUUGUCUCAAAGAUUAAGCCAUGCAAGUCUCAGUACAAGCCACAUUAAGGUGAAACCGCAAAAGGCUCAUUAAAUCAGUUAUGGUUCCUUGGAUCGUACAAUCCAUUACUUGGAUAACUGUGGUAAUUCUAGAGCUAAUACAUGCAAACAGAGUCCCGACCAGAAAUGGAAGGGGCGCUUUUAUUAGAUCAAAACCAAUCUCAUUCAUCUAUUUAUAACAAAUGCGAACAGUUUUAAGUGAAUCACACUCUAGAAAGUCACUACACUAUUUCUCUUAAGUUCUUUCAUGAUCUUGGCAUUCUUGUUCAGAACUUUGACGGACGCUUUUACGAAAAAUGCACAAAAGAAAGGAGAAUAUUUCUUUCUAUUUUGAGAGAAUAUUUCUUUCUAUUUUGUGUAAAAAGUCAGGUCGGCAUAGUCUGGUGGGCUGCAGCGUCGCAACUGCAGUCUAUUGUGCUAUUUGCUGGUCUUGGGUGCUAUUCCCAGUCUGUCUGGCAUUUAUUGUGACACCACCCCCUCGUUACCCACGCACAAGUCAGAGAAUUUUGUGGGAAUCAUCAGCAAAGCAUUGUAAAACAAUGGAGUAAUACUUUUCAAUUAUUAAGCGAACAGAUGAAUUAUUUCCUUUCAUUUUGUGCUUCACACAGAUUUCAUUCAAAUUAUAAAAAUCAUGUUUUUGGACUCAGGGGACCUUGAAACGUAUAGAAAACUUGAAAUUAGGGUACCUUAUUUUUUUUGGAAAGCAAACCCUAUGGCAAUAAGGCAAGGAAAGUAAAAAUGUUACAUACACCAACAUUCUCUAUUAGAUUGUAAGGCACAGCUCCUCAAAAUAUAUUCAUCUACAAAAAUUGUCAGGGACAGAUUUGUUUGUUGCUGAGCAACGCUUUCUUUGUAAUCUUAUCUUCCUUAUAAGAAUAGAUUAUUUAGAAGACUACAAUAAAAUAACUUUAUAAAAUCGCUGUGUUGCAUAAUGUUAGCUCGAGUUUGAACUUGGCAUUUGGUACGUGAAUUGAGAUUUUAUCUUAUCAAAGUACAAUACUAGUGGUGUGUCAUUCAUUGUAAUUGAAUAUGUGAGUUGCAUUACUUAAUAAGAUAGAGAUUGCUAAACCUUUUCGAAUCGUCAAUCUUCACCCACAUUAUCGUUACUUAAAUAGACUUCUGGAGUCUGGUAAUAAUAUGAAACAACGCUGUUUCAACAUCUCAUUGACAAAUCUCAAAAAAUUGUCAAGUUAGACAUAUUCUCUUCUAUUUAUUAUCCUUAAUCCUUACAAUAUCAACAUGAUAAAUUGUAAAUUAUUCUACUUUUUUAUUAAUAUUAUAGAACUAUUAUUACAUAAAUUAAUAGAAACCAUAUUCUAAAUACUCUGAUCACUGGAAAAUUAGAUAGUUUCCGAAAAUGUUGGAAAUUGUUUGUGGGUUUGAUAUGUAUGGCAGUUGUAAAUAAGCUUUGUUUUCGUUAGAUUCUAUACGAAUUUUGUAAUGUGCGAUUGUGUAUUUCUUUCCACUCUAUGACUAUGCGAUAAUGAUUAUGUCCAUCUACCAUUAGUGAAUAGCUUGUCAAAUCAUAAACUACUAAAGUAUUUUAUUCCUUGAUUUUAUAAAAACUUUUAAAAAUGUUUCAUAUUUGUUAUAGUCUUCCUUUUUCACCAAAUUUAGUUUCUUAUAGAAAAUAUUUGUUGUUUAUCAACGCACAAUAUUGUUGAAAAAUUUCCGAUUGCCGAUCAGGAUAACUGCAUUUAUUUAGAUAUUUUAAACAUUAGUUUAUAAAAAUUGUAGAAGAUUUUUAUACACAUUUGUAUGAAACAAAUCUCGUAUUUAUAGAAAUAGUCCUAUUUUACAAUUUGUAAUGUACAUUCCUAUAUUAAUGGCAAUAGUGAUUUAUAAUAUAAUCUGCCUUAAGAGACGCAUUUUUGCAUAAUGUUUCAUCAAAUUUUCAAGUUUAAAAUUGUAGUCCAUAGGACAGUAUAUGGAAUUAAGGUUAUAAUGUUUGGAGAAGAAAAAUUUGUAAAUCCUUGCUCACUGUAAAAUUGAGUAUAGGCCUAAUACUCUGUGAAAGCUUUCUCUUCAUAUAAUCGGUUUACUGUGGUUUCUGAAGGUUGUUUAAAAAUAUUAUUCUUCGUCUUCCUUAGCUUUUUAUGUCUUCUUGCAUGAAAUCUUAAAAUUUUAGAAUUCUCAAUUAAACUACUGUUUCUAUUAUUUAUUGUAUAGUAAUUUUUAAGUAUGUGAGGUGACUUCGAUAAAGCUUGUAUUAUAUUGGCUCCAAUAAUCUUUGUUUUAGCUAGCCUGUUGUUUUCUGCGUCAUUCUAGUGAAUCAAUUUACUAUUUCUUUGUUAAUUUAAGAUGAUUUUGCGUCAUUUUUUUAAACUGAUUCACAGUUGAAAUAUUUCAUUCCGGUUGAAUAACUAGAUUUUUAGUCUUCACCAUUCAUGGCUUCCUUUAAACAUUUUAUGGGGAAAGCCAGGCCUAAUGAAAGGCCACUAUUGUACUGUUGAAAUACUAUUGAUAUCCAUUCUAUUAGCAUUGUACCUAUUUAUAAUGUUUUUAAUAAAAUAAUGAUUGCAGUUGACUUUUUAAUAAAUAAUGAAACUGUAAUUUCUACUAUAGAAAUCGUAAUGUUAUUGUGAAAUCUACUUGAAAAUGAUCGAAGUUUCAACAAAGGCAUAAAACAAAUGUAUAAGAAUGAACUAGUUUUACAAAUUAUAGCCUAGGAAUAAUGAUAUGAAAAACUAGUCUACGGAAACAUUUUCUAAGAAAAGUUUCUAUUGUUGACAACUUAUUUAAAUUGAUUUUCUUUGCAUGGACAUAAGUAAUAUUUGAGUGAUUAUGUAAGUGAACAUAUUGUAAAAGUUGAGAGUGAAGAAUCGUUGGUUAAAAUUCGAGUAAAGAUGUAAUGUCACUUGAUAUAUUUUCUAAAUCCGUAGGUGUCUUGAAGGACGUUGUUUAAAUUGUUAUUUAUUCCUGAUUAAACUUUCCUAGAUUGUUACUUAAAAAAGCAGAACCUUCAAGCCAUUCCCUGUGAACUUAUUUAUUGUGUCAAUUGUUUCUGAUCUUUUUCAUUAUUUUUCAAUAAAAAUUGUUUUCAAUUA
This is a messenger RNA of Nilaparvata lugens (brown planthopper), 6611 nucleotides long. RefSeq names its product elongation of very long chain fatty acids protein 6 (gene Baldspot). Gene Ontology annotation, cellular component: endoplasmic reticulum membrane. The transcript is spliced from 2 exons. Gene Ontology annotation, biological process: fatty acid elongation, polyunsaturated fatty acid; fatty acid elongation, saturated fatty acid; sphingolipid biosynthetic process. The record is from RefSeq and is a predicted model, not a curated record. Gene Ontology annotation, molecular function: fatty acid elongase activity. Bases 431 to 1321 code for a protein of 296 amino acids. NCBI's taxonomy places the organism in Eukaryota, Metazoa, Arthropoda, Insecta, Hemiptera, Delphacidae.